This is a messenger RNA of Arachis stenosperma, 1547 nucleotides long. Its product is annotated as leucine-rich repeat receptor-like protein kinase PXL1. The transcript has a single exon. Lineage: Eukaryota; Viridiplantae; Streptophyta; Magnoliopsida; Fabales; Fabaceae. The coding region runs from base 128 to 1420 and encodes 430 amino acids. The record is from RefSeq and is a predicted model, not a curated record. Gene Ontology annotation, molecular function: protein binding.
UUUCAGUUUUCACUCCCUUCUCCAACUUUUCCCAUCACAAUAAAAAAAAAGGAAAACCCUCUAAUCUUAGUUUGGCAACACACAACACACAGUUCCAGUAACAAACAACUCUACAAAAUUCACAAAAAUGGUUUCUCUCAGUUUCCCACAGUUCCACUUCCAUCUAUUUCUGAUCAUUUCAGGUUUGGGAGUGAUAUCCACCGUUGAAUCAAAGACACAUUGGGGUGACGCACAAGUUCUGAAGGAACUAAAGAACAAAAUCGACCCCUCUUCUCUGACUCCAGGUUCAUGCGUAAGCUCAUGGAACUUCACCGUGGACCCAUGCGACAACCUCUUCACCGAAAAGUUCACGUGCGGUUUCAGGUGCGACUCGGUUGUUUCCGGUUUAAGCCGAGUCACCGAACUCAGUCUCGACCAGGCGGGUUACUCCGGAUCCCUCUCCUCCAUCUUCUGGAACCUUCCCUACCUCGAAACCCUCGACGUUUCAAACAACUACUUCUCAGGCCAAAUUCCCGAGUCAUUUUCAAAUCUGACUCGCUUGAGUCGACUCAGUCUUUCGCGAAACUCGUUCACCGGCGAAAUUCCCUCUUCCCUUGGCUCCCUCUCCAUGCUCGAAGAACUCUACCUGGAUAACAACAAUCUCGAAGGAACAAUCCCUGAGAGUUUCAAUAACGGGCUCAAAACCUUGAAAAGGCUUGAAAUUCAGUUCAACAACCUCAACGGAGAACUUCCGAAGAAUUUUGAUUCUCUCAAAAACCUUAACUACUUAGACCUCAGUGACAAUGGCGUCACCGGAAAAUUGCCGGAGGCUUUACCGGAGUUUUUGGUUCAGAUUUCAAUGCGAAACAACUCCUUAAGCGGUUAUUUACAACCCGAGAGCUUCACGAAGCUGAAAUAUCUUGAGGUUCUUGAUUUGAGUUACAACAAUUUCAGUGGCUCAGUCCCUUUCAGUCUCUUUCAGAUUCCCUCACUGGAGCAACUAACACUCUCUUUCAACAAAUUCUCUUCCAUGAACAUAGCGUCACGUUACGCAUUGGACUACUUGCAAAGCGGACUUAUAGCGGUUGAUCUGAGCAACAACGAGAUUGAGGGGUUCUUGCCGAUGUUCUUGGCGAUGAUGCCGAAGCUUGCGUCUUUGUCAAUGGAGAACAACAAGUUGAGUGGUAUGAUACCGACUCAGUUUGCAUUGAAGACGGUUUUGCCUGAACCGGGGGUUUCGCCAUUUGAGAGGCUUCUGUUGGGAGGGAAUUACUUGUUUGGAGGUAUACCGAGUCCUCUAAUGGCGCUUAAACCGGGUUCUGCGAAUGUGAGGCUUGUCGGUAAUUGCUUGUAUCGGUGUCCUCUUAUCUUCUUUUUCUGUCAGGGUGGCAACCAAAAAUCGUAUCAAGAAUGUAAGAGAUUCGGACACUUCAUCCCUUAGAUUAUGUGUUAUCAAAAUUCAUUUCCAUUCUUCUUUCUUCAACUUCACUAUCCUUUCUCCUUUCAUUAUUAUUUAGGUGGAAACUUAGAUACGGUGGAUUUCAUUGAUAUUGAGAGCCGUUACUCAA